CGAGACCGAUACAAGUGUUGAAGUGUCGGUGUCACGAGCUGCUGAGGGAUCAUGGCGGAGCGCAGGAGGCACAAGAAGCGGAUUCAGGAGGUGAGCGAGCCCACUAAAGAGGAGAAGGCGGUGGCCAAGUACCUCCGUUUCAACUGCCCCACCAAGUCCACGAACAUGAUGGGCCAUCGAGUCGACUACUUUAUUGCUUCCAAGGCGGUGGACUGUCUACUGGACUCCAAGUGGGCCAAAGCUAAGAAGGGAGAAGAGGCUGUCUUCACCACCAGGGAGUCUGUGGUCGAUUACUGUAACAGACUCCUGAAGAAGCAGUUCUUCCAUCGCGCUCUCAAAGUGAUGAAGAAAAAACCUGAGAAAGACACCAAGAAGGAGAAGGAGAAAGUCAAGUGUGACAGCACUAAGGAGGAGGAGAAAAAAGGGAAGAAGGAGAAGAAGAAGGAGCCUGAGGCCAGUGAAGCCAAGAAAGAGAAGAGUGAUGAUAGCCCUGGAACACCCAAGAAGAAAAAAGAGGUGAAGAAGAAGUUUAAAUUGGAGCCCCACGAGGACCAGCUGUUCCUUGACGGGAAUGAGGUGUAUGUGUGGAUUUACGAUCCUGUACAUUUCAAAACAUUUGCAAUGGGCCUGAUACUUGUCAUUGCGGUGAUCGCAGCCACCCUGUUCCCACUGUGGCCUGCAGAGAUGCGUGUGGGCGUGUACUAUCUUAGUGUUGCCGCCGGGUGCUUCGUGGCCAGCAUUUUACUUCUUGCUGUUGCUCGCUGCAUCCUCUUCCUGCUCAUCUGGCUGGUGACAGGCGGACGCCACCACUUCUGGUUCCUGCCCAACCUGACGGCAGACGUCGGCUUCAUCGACUCCUUCAGACCGCUCUACACGCACGAGUACAAGGGUCCACGCUCAACUUCCAAAAAGGCCUCAGACAAGGCAGAUGACAAGGACAACAGCGCCUCCACCAAAGCCCAGAAGUCCGACAGUGACGAGAGGUCGGACAGCGAGAAGAAAGAUGGAGAUGAGGAGGAGGAGGAGGAGGAAGAGGAAGAGAUUAAAGAUGUGGGGCCAGAGGAGAAUAAAAACAACGGAGGAGCAGAGCGUCAGUCAGACACAGACAGCGACCGCAGGGAGGACGACGGCUCGCAGCACAGCAACGGAAACGACUUUGAGAUGAUUACCAGAGAAGAGCUGGAGCAACACACAGAAGAGGAUGAGGAGGAGGAAGAGGAAGAUGAGACAACACAAGAGAGGAAAGCAGAAGGUGGGAAUGAGGCAAGGCCCCAGACUGCUGAAACAUAAACUCUAGAUUUUUUUUUUUUUUUUUUUGUCUUUUGUGUCCUUCCCUCCCGCCCUACUGUGAUCCAGGACCUGCCUCUCCACUCCAACCUGGGCCAUGGAGAGGGUCCAGUUCUUUUUUUGUUAAGAUCUUCCAUUAAGCAGUACCGACAGACACACCUGUGAAAAAGUAAACUGCUAAGACAAAGGACAACAAACCACCUCCUGGUGGAUGUGAUUCCUCCCUUCAAAUGUCAUUUAUGUUCAAAUUGCUGCCCCACGUUUGCCUGAGGAAAUUAUCAGAAAAAACAGGUUUGGUUCCCACCUGUCAGACCAACAAAAGCCACAGUGGAGAGUUUGUUUAAAUUGUCACCAGAGUUGCUUUUAUAUGCAAUUUCACCUUGAAAUGACAUGAUGUUCCCAUUUCUUUGUUUCCUUUAGAUGAAGUUUGGUUCUCAUCAUGUAUGUGUUUACAUGAAAAGUCAUGAAAGUUGGUAGAGGGUUGAAGAACCCUUUAAACCUUGUCUAUCCAGAUCCCAGGGCUGAUCGGGUCAUGGAAAAUUAUUUUCAGAUAUGGCUGUCACUUAAUUUUGAUUUUCUACAAUAUUAAUGCGCCAAUAUUCAUGGGAAAAAUCAUGCAUAUGAUUUUAUAUCUUUAGAUGUACUUUGGUCUACAUCCAAAUAAGGAUCCGGGUCUGGUGGCCACAAAUGUAUUGUCCAGUAGAGCGGGUAAACAAUUGGAUUUGUUUUUCUUUCUUUUCUAUCAGCUCUGAAACAAUUUAACUCUCACAGCACACUGAAUGCCAGUACCUCUGAUGGCUUUCUUGGGCAGCACAUGGACACCAGAACUAAAUCCAGAUGGACCAAAUCCUGUAGUUUCUUCAAAGAAGCUGAAAUUGCAGACAGGGGGUACUUGGCUUUUUGCGAUACUAUGAUUCUGAAGUACUUGUAGUUAACUUGGGACCCAUUGAGUGUCAAUCUGAGCAUCUGGGACACAGCUGGCAUACUUAAUUUUCAUUGUUCCAGAAUAACACAGCAUUGUUGUGCAACUGAAGCUUGAAAAGCUCUUUUUGAAGUAUCUGAAGAAACAACCAGGUGAUGCAAACUCUAGUGCCAAACAGUUAAUGCAUGCUGAAGUAAUGUGGAGGUCAGAGCUGUGGUACAUCUCUUCAUUCUUUUUCUAUCUGUGUCUAGUGUCAAAUUCCAAGUAUUCUUUAAAAAAAAAAAAAACGAAAAGCACAUCAGAUUAUUGUCAAGCUAAACAAAGAGAUUUGAAACCCUUUAAAGGUGUCGAGUCGACUGAGAUUUGCAAAAAAAAACCCAAAAAAAAACAAUGUCCUGGACAACAGCCGAGUGUCUUGAAUGUAACUGACCAGCUUCACUGGAGUCCACUUGACCUCGACAGAGUUACGUUCUCAGUCGAAGCCCAGCCACUGCCCUGCGGACAGGUAGCGCCCUCUGCAGGGCCCCCGAGGCUGCAUUAUUUUCCAGUUCGACGUGUUUUAGGACCUAAGCUAAAUUUAGGUGCUCCUUUUAGACAAAGCAAGGAUUAUAUUUAAAUAUAAAAACAAAUGUAUCAUUUAUAUAUGGAUUCUAUUGUUAAAUCAAAACUAUAUGCAUACUUAACAGUCCAAGAAAUUAUUAAAAGAAAAAAGAUUAAUUACUUAAUUUUGCUUUAUACACAUACACACACACAUAUAUAUAUAUAUAUAUAUAUAUAUAUACUUCUUAUUCCCCAGAAUGGUUAAUUUUAGGUUUUACGUAUAUGAUUAGUUAGAAUGAGCGACGGAUACUUUUUGUUUUUCGUGUAGUGAUGAGUGUGUCAAUUGGUUUGUUGUGUGUUUAUCUGAAAGCUGUCAUUACGCCAACGUAACAGGAGACACCUGCUGCUCCCCCUGUUAUUCUGACAUGACACCUUUCGCAAACUCCGGUUUGCUCAAAAACAAAGAGCACCUAGCUACUUGCGUGUGGGUCAUAGUUUAUCGCUAGCUGUUAUUUCCUGUAAUUCCACUGCAAUCUGCAGCUCUUUGUCCAGUUUACACACCAUUGCUUUGGUUUUUUUAAUUCAAAGUGUCUCUCAGUUGGCACAAGCUGUCACUCGCCGUGCUCCUCAUGUUGGCGUGACUCGUUCAAAGAAAAAAUCUUGUUACGCAAUAUCGACCUGUUGUAUAGUGUAGUAUUAAUCUUAUGCUGCUGCUUCAUGUCGCACAUUUCUGGGGGAAAAAGUGAAAUUGUAAACCUUUG
Thalassophryne amazonica is the source of this 3510-nucleotide messenger RNA. It is a transcript of the gene sec62, whose product is annotated as SEC62 homolog, preprotein translocation factor. NCBI's taxonomy places the organism in Eukaryota, Metazoa, Chordata, Actinopteri, Batrachoidiformes, Batrachoididae. The transcript has 8 exons. Gene Ontology annotation, cellular component: endoplasmic reticulum; endoplasmic reticulum membrane. The record is from RefSeq and is a predicted model, not a curated record. Gene Ontology annotation, biological process: post-translational protein targeting to membrane, translocation. Bases 52 to 1290 code for a protein of 412 amino acids.